CUCGAAGCGUUAGUAGAUCAUAACCCGAGAUGCAGGUUCUGCGCACCUUAUCAAGCUCCGCGCGCGGCCUGCACAUGCGCGCCCAGGCAGCCACUUCAGUGCGCGCCUUCGCGACAGACAAGCGCUACACGCCUGUGAACGAGGUGCCCGCCAGCGUGUUGGCGAAUGUCAACUCGGAGACAAUCUUCUCCCCCGGAUUCGCUGUGCGCGGCGAGCACGCACCGGUUAAAGGCGCUAAGCCCGCAUAUCUGGAUGUACAGGCUACGUCGCCCAUGGACCCACGUGUGCUGGACGCCAUGCUGCCAUAUAUGACCCACGCGUAUGGCAACCCGCACUCGACGACGCACGAGUUCGGCUGGGACGCCGACAAGGCCGUAGAGCACGCUCGCGGCAGCGUGGCCGAUCUGAUUGGCGCAAACUCGAAGGAAAUUAUCUUUACGUCGGGCGCUACGGAGUGCAACAACGCUAUCCUCAAGGGUAUCGCCCACUUCACAAAGGCCAAGAAGAAGCACAUCAUCACCACUCAGAUCGAGCACAAGUGCGUGCUGGACUCGUGCCGUGUGCUGGAGACCGAGGGCUUCGACGUCACAUACCUGCCUGUGGACACGAAUGGCCUCAUCGAUUUGGAGCAACUUAAGGCUGCGAUUCGUCCAGACACGGCGCUGGUGUCUAUCAUCGCCGUGCAUAACGAGAUCGGGGUGUUGCAGCCACUCAAGGAGAUUGGCCAGAUUUGCCGUGAGCGUAAGGUGUUCUUCCACACAGAUGCCGCUCAGAUGCUGGGCAAGUUGCCGAUCGACGUGAACGACAUGAACAUUGACGUAAUGUCCAUGUCAGGCCACAAAGUGUACGGUCCUAAGGGUGUUGGCGCCAUGUACGUGCGUCGUCGUCCACGCGUGCGCCUUGAACCCAUUAUCUCGGGUGGCGGACAGGAACGUGGUCUGCGUAGUGGUACUCUAGCGCCGCCAUUGGUUGUGGGCUUCGGUAAGGCCUGUGAGGUCGCUGCGCUCGAGAUGGAGAACGAUCACCGCUGGGUGAGCUAUCUGUCUGACAAGCUCUAUCGCGGGAUCACGGACCGUAUCGAACACGUUGUUCUUAACGGUGAUCUUGAGAAACGAUACCCGGGUAACCUUAACCUUUCUUUCGCGUAUGUGGAGGGUGAGAGUUUGCUGAUGGCGCUCAAGAACAUUGCCGUGUCCUCGGGCAGUGCGUGCACGAGUGCGUCGCUUGAGCCGUCGUACGUGCUGCGUGCUAUUGGCGUGGGCGAGGACUUGGCACACACGUCCAUCCGCUUCGGCAUUGGCCGCUUCACAACGGAGACGGAGAUCGACUACGCCGUGGACUUGUGUGUCAAGCACGUGACGCGUCUGCGUGAGAUGAGCCCGCUGUGGGAAAUGGUGCAGGAGGGCAUCGACCCCAACACGAUCCAGUGGAGCCAGGACGCGCACUAAAGAGGCAAAAAGUGGUGAAGAAAGCGAGCUGCACUAGGCGAUUGAAACGGCAACGAACGACAAGACACAGCGUAGCUUAAUAAACCGUUUUGCUAGUUGUCACAUGUAGCAGCUCAUCUCUUUGUAGCCAUGUU
Phytophthora infestans T30-4 is the source of this 1582-nucleotide messenger RNA. Its product is annotated as cysteine desulfurase 1, mitochondrial precursor. Gene Ontology annotation, biological process: [2Fe-2S] cluster assembly. Gene Ontology annotation, cellular component: cytosol; mitochondrion. Gene Ontology annotation, molecular function: cysteine desulfurase activity; pyridoxal phosphate binding. The transcript has a single exon. The coding region runs from base 30 to 1448 and encodes 472 amino acids. The record is from RefSeq and is a predicted model, not a curated record. NCBI's taxonomy places the organism in Eukaryota, Oomycota, Peronosporomycetes, Peronosporales, Peronosporaceae.